AUGUCUUGUGGCUUUCAGCCAGAGUGCAAAAAAGUCAGACCAAAACCUUGUUGCUUUUCUUCCGCUGGGUGCGAAUAUAGAGCAAGAAAAGAAAAACCUUGCAAUCCUCCCUGCUAUCCGAAUCGACGUACAAAGAUGAAUUCAUGCCAGUCGUGUCCGAAGAUACCAGCGUGCUGUAACAGUUGCUGUCCAGGAUCUUGUUGCUCCUGUUGCCCAUCCUGUUGCCAGACUUGCGGCCAGUCUUGCUGCCAAUCUUGUUGUCAGCCACCAUGUUGUCCGCCUCCCUGUUGUCCACCCCCCUGCUGUCCUCCUACCUGCUGUCCUCAACAAAAAUGUCUACCACGUCCUCCCCCACGACCUCCAUGUCCUCAGCAACAAACUUGCCCACAACAGACAUGUCCUCCACCAUGUCCACCACCCUGUCCACCACCCUGCCCACCUCCCCCUAAGCCAUACUGUCCUCCACCCUGUCCACCACCACAACAACAAUCAUGCUGCCCUCCUCCUCCACCACCAUGCUUUCCUCCACCACCAUCUUGCUGUCCCCCACCACCAUCUUGCUGUCCACCACCGCCAUGCUGUGGAUCUUGCUGUUGUUCGUGUUGUCAGCCUUGUUGCGCUCCUUGCUGCCCAUCACCACCAUGCUGCAGCGUUCCUUGCUGCCCUAACCCCUGCAACUCUUCUCCAUGUUGUUCCAGCUGCUGUCCACCCUGCGUUUCUUGUUGUCCAUGCAGCAAUGUUAAAAUAGCUGAAGUUCAUCCGUGUGGAAAUUAUGUGAAACUCGUCAACCAAUCAUGUACUAAGGAAAUUGUCCUAACAGUUGUCGAAUUAGCAAAAGCAAAAUUAACAAGAAUAAGCAAAAAUAAUAAAUGUAGCGUGGCCCGCUUUAGAAAAUGCAUGUUGUGCUUGCAAAUUCAACGUUUGCAAUCUCAUUAG
Helobdella robusta is the source of this 936-nucleotide messenger RNA. RefSeq lists its product as hypothetical. The transcript has 2 exons. The record is from RefSeq and is a predicted model, not a curated record. Lineage: Eukaryota; Metazoa; Annelida; Clitellata; Rhynchobdellida; Glossiphoniidae. Bases 1 to 936 code for a protein of 311 amino acids.